Messenger RNA from Rotaria socialis, 900 nucleotides. The record is from the annotation of a GenBank genome assembly. NCBI's taxonomy places the organism in Eukaryota, Metazoa, Rotifera, Eurotatoria, Philodinida, Philodinidae.
AUGGAACAACCGAUAAAUACAAAUACAGAGGAAUCUGAUAAUGAAACUGUUGUCAUUGGUAGUCCAUCGAAUUUCUGGCGAUUUUCGUCUAAGAAUGGGUUUGAUUUGACUCGAGGAGGCUAUGAAGGAAAUUUUAUUCGUUUUGAGACAACUAAAAUGCCUAUUACGAUUGAUCCAGCUCGUUCAGCUCUGGUAAUCAUUGAUAUGCAGAAUUUCUUUUUAAAUCCAGCAAUAAAUUCGCAUCCAGCGGGUCUAGCUGCAUCCCAACAACUAUUGGACUCUGUGCUUCCUACUACACGUAAAAUUGCCAUGCAAGUUAUAUGGCUCAAUUGGGGCCUCACACAAGAAGACAUCGAUCAGGCACCACCCUCUGUAAAAGCAGCGUUUCAAUCUGACACACUCACUUGUCUACCGAGUGCUGCGCCAAGAAAAAAAAUCUACAAAGGUUUUGGUACAUCCAUAGGCGAGAUCAAACUUCCUGAUGGAAAACAUGUGGAAGGAGGACGUUUAUUGAUGCGUGAUACGUGGAAUGCUAGCCUCUACGAUCCACUUCUGGAGAGCUACAACAAUAGUCAAUCGAGUUCAAAACCUGACCAAUUGUUUCAUAAAGCUCGUGUGUCGGGUUUAUGGUCUCAUGAGAGUCCUAUACUUAGUUAUUUGCAGAGCAAUAACAUCGUCACACUUUUCUUCGCUGGCGUCAAUACUGAUCAAUGUGUAUCUAGCACAUUGCAAGAUGCUCUGAGUAAGAAUUUUGAUUGCGUUCUAUUGCGUGAUGCAUGUGGCACAAGUAGUCCGUCGUUUGCUCAACAAUGUAUCGAGUAUAAUUGUGCUCUUUAUCAAGGGUUUGUCAUGGAUGUCGAAAUGUUUUCCAGAGGAGUUCAUAGUCUCGAACAAAUGUGA